Molecule: messenger RNA, 1143 nt
Organism: Mangifera indica (mango)
Lineage: Eukaryota; Viridiplantae; Streptophyta; Magnoliopsida; Sapindales; Anacardiaceae
Product: ras-related protein RABA1f-like
Exons: 2
Coding region: 160-813 (217 amino acids)
Cellular component (GO): endosome
Molecular function (GO): GTP binding; GTPase activity
Source: RefSeq, a predicted model, not a curated record
AAACAAAACAUAUAUUUCUUAACCGACUAAAACAGCCAGCCAGGAAGAAAAGAAAAUUCCCAACACCCAUUUGUGUGUUUUGUGGAACCUUAUAAUAAAAAUCUCUCCUUUUUCUGUUCUUUGUUUUUUUGUUUGGUCUGUUUAAUCCGAAAACAUCGAAUGGGUGCGUACAGAGCUGAUGAUGACUACGAUUAUUUGUUCAAAGUGGUUCUGAUUGGGGACUCUGGUGUGGGAAAAUCCAACCUUUUGUCAAGGUUCACACGUAACGAAUUUAGUCUCGAAUCAAAAUCCACUAUUGGGGUCGAAUUUGCCACUCGCAGUAUUCGUUGUGAUGAUAAGAUCGUCAAGGCCCAGAUUUGGGACACUGCUGGCCAAGAAAGAUAUCGUGCAAUCACAAGCGCAUACUAUCGAGGGGCUGUUGGUGCUUUGGUAGUCUAUGAUGUCACGCGCCAUGUUACGUUUGAAAAUGUGGAACGAUGGCUUAAGGAGCUCAGAGAUCACACAGAUUCCAACAUUGUGGUCAUGCUUGUAGGUAACAAGGCAGACCUGCGACACCUUCGAGCAGUAUCUGUUGAAGAUGCUACUGCUUUUGCAGAACGAGAGAACACCUUCUUCAUGGAGACAUCUGCCCUCGAGUCCUUGAAUGUUGAGAGUGCCUUCACAGAAGUUUUGACCCAGGUCUGUCGUGUUGUAAGCAGGAAGGCUCUUGAGAUUGGAGAUGAUCCAGCCGCUUUGCCCAAAGGACAGACAAUAAAUGUUGGAGGGAAAGAUGAUGUAUCAGCGGUGAAGAAAGCAGGAUGUUGUUCUGCUUAAGUGUGGAGAAAACUUCUGAAGAAAAAUUAUCUUUGACAUGUUCAUAUCUUCAUAGAGGUCUGCCUGACUUACCAACAAAAUGUUAACAGGUUGAACUUUUGAUGUAGUAUGUUCUUUGGUUCUAUUUUGUACCUUACCCUCCUUCGUGUAUUAUCCUAAUUAUCCAACUGUUCUAAAUUUGCUCAAAAGUCAGUCUGUUUCUGGUUGAAAAUUUAUGAAGAAUGCUUGUAUAGAAUGCAGAUGGAAAUUUCCAUCUGCCUUGUAAAUAAUAAUAAUGAAGUGUUGCUGUGACACCUUUUUAAGGUUGGACGAUGCAGUUUAAUCUUCAGG